Molecule: messenger RNA, 2310 nt
Organism: Adineta ricciae
Lineage: Eukaryota; Metazoa; Rotifera; Eurotatoria; Adinetida; Adinetidae
Source: the annotation of a GenBank genome assembly
AUGAAAAAGAAAACCGGAUUGUUCGAAAGUAUUGGUGACUUAUGCUAUCUCAACGACUACGAUCAAUCCUUCUCGAACAUGUCUAAACCGCAAUUUGAAAAAAUCAAACGUCAUCUUUCGUCGUCUUCCAACUUAACUUUGAGUAAUCAUACAAUAUUGACAAGUACUCUGGGCAAGUUAUUAGUUCGAAAAUUAACUCACCGUUCGCCAACUGACGCGACAAAGAGUACAAGUGAUUUGUCGUCUGGUCAACACUAUGAGCAACGAAACUCAUCGACAAUGGACACAAAAAUGAUUCUGAAAGACAAUCUACAAUUUAUUGAACGGAUUGGUCAAGGAAAACUGGGUGUUGUUCUCAAAGCAUUCUAUCGAACGAAACAAAACGAAUUAUUAACCGUUGCUGUGAAAAAACUCGAUUUGAAAUUUCAUUACCACGACAUAUUGAAAGAUGUUAACGUUCUACAAGAAAUCAAACAUCCGUACAUUCUCCAGUUCUUCGGUAUUACCAUUCAUACAGAUCGUUCGAUACUGUUUAUAAUGGAAUAUGCACCGAUGAAAUCACUUGAUGAUUGUUUAAUUUCCCCGAAUGCCAAGAGAGAAUACACUGUGCAGAUUUUAUUUGAAUUUAUUAAACAAAUAGCAGCAGCAUUGAGCUACUUAGAGAAACGAUUUUUCAUUCAUCAGAAUUUAACUUGUCGAAAUUAUCUGGUCUUCAACAAGUCACUUGUGAAACUUUCAGAUUGGAGUUUUGGUCAUUUGAAUGCAUCAUGGAAAGAAAGAUUAAAAUUACCAAUAGCAUGGAUGAGUCCCGAAGCGAUACAUUCUCAUUGUUUUUCGAUUGCAUCCGAUGUUUACUCAUUCGGUGUUUCAAUGUGGGAAUGUUUCAGCUACGGACAAGUGCCAUGGCAAGGAAUGACCAAUGAUCAAAUUAGUGAAGUAAUUGAUGCAUCGAAUUAUCAGCAGUUGCCAAGGCCAUCGCAUGCGACAUCUGAACUGUAUCAAGUAAUGCUACAUUGUUGGAAAUAUGAACCGUGUGAACGUCCAACGUUUUCUGAAUUAGAAAUGACAUUAGCCGAAAUCGAAUUGGAACAAGUUCAAUGGAAAAACAAUCAUAACACAUCAAUAAGUCUACCUGAUAAUUUUCUUUCCAUCCAAUCAUGUCUACUAGAACCAUUGACAAUCCUUGAUCGAUGUUUUGUUAUGAUGUCCUUGCGUAUAGAUAUUGACAUACUUGAAAGAAAUAUCCUUGACAUUCCUAGCUCGUCAUCAUCAAUCAAGAACUUUAUUCAGUGUGUAACUGUCGACGGUCAGAUAGGUUUUGUUUAUAUUAGUGACGUUGAACCGUUACAUACACAAACGCCUUCUAAACAAACAACAAAUUCCAGUCCGGCAACAAUGAAUCAUAUAUUCUCUCGGAAAACAGGCAUAAAAAAGAAUUCGACAAAAACAAGAUGUAAACACCUAUCCAAAGAUAUGAUUAGUUCGCCUCAAGCUGAUUUUAUUCAUGCAUUUCAUCUUGGAGUUGAAGGUGAAGCCUUUGGUGAUAUAAGUUGUUUAAGUAAGAUCGAAGAUGCUAAUCCAGAUAUUCAGUUCGCUUCGAAGAAUUCCACGGAAACUUCAAUCGAACAACGAUCGACUCCCGACCAAUCUUCAUCGUUGUUUGACGAGGUCAUGCAAGCGUUCACAGAGAUUUAUUCGGAGCCAGAGACAACAUCGGUUCAUGAAGAUCAUCAACUGACAAGAUCAACAUCACCACAAUCGCUACCAGCGGAUCAUAUUGACCCAUCAUCGUCUUUCGAUAUCAAUCAAUUUCUAUCCGAUGACAUGACAGAUUCGAACAAUCGAUCAUCUCCUUCAUUUUCUCGUCUUCUAUCAAAAUUAACUGUAAAGAAACCAAAUGAAAAAACAUGUCGAUUCACACGUGAACUCGAAGAACGUUCACGAACUGGUAACUUGAGCGAGCAAGGUAAAAACGCUUAUAAUCUCUUAAUUAAUCGAUGCACCAGCAAUUCGUCUUCUCAAUCCUCAACACAUGAUGAUCAUUCAUCGUCGUCCGUAUCAUCAUCGCAUCACGAAAAAUUCGACUUUCAUUCACAUUAUUCAUCUCGAUCAAGUUUAAAUUCUCGAGCAUCGUCUCUCAAUAAAGCUGAACAACAUCCAGCUACUGGUCAACCGUUGCCACCACCUCCCGACUUAACAACUCUAGGAAGCAAAUUAACAACGGCCAACAUGACCAAUACAUUUAAGUUACCUGCUUCUCUUGUCACCAAUAAAUAUUCGACGAAAAAACGAUUCAAUUUAUUUACAUGA